Pogona vitticeps (central bearded dragon) is the source of this 4861-nucleotide messenger RNA. It is a transcript of the gene IPO13, whose product is annotated as importin 13. Gene Ontology annotation, biological process: protein import into nucleus. Gene Ontology annotation, molecular function: small GTPase binding. NCBI's taxonomy places the organism in Eukaryota, Metazoa, Chordata, Lepidosauria, Squamata, Agamidae. Gene Ontology annotation, cellular component: cytoplasm. The record is from RefSeq and is a predicted model, not a curated record.
GGGGAGGAGGCGAGGCGAGGCGGUUCGGUGGCGGUUGCCAUCUCAGGCAGGGAGACCGACUGGCCGUGAGAGAGAGCUGAGCGCAGAGGCCAUGUGAGUGGGGAGCAGGCAAGCGCCUUCCUCUCGCCUCCCCUCCCUCCGGCAAGCGAUGGACAGGCACCUCCUCCGCCAUUAAGGGCAGAAGGACAGUCAGACAGCUCUCUCUCCCCCCCCCCGAACCCUUCCCUCCGCGUCGAAUAUUAGCGGCCGUUUAUCAGGGUCCCUCCUCGAAGGUAGGGGCAGAAGUAGAUGGCCAGAACGGAGGCAGGUCGUUUUAAUUCAGCCCGAGUCUUGCCGGGAGCAGGCGGCGUAUUUUGUCAUCCUCUUUACCUGAAGGCAAGCAGGUAGAAACGGUGUCCCUCACCCCACAAGCACACAGCGCCCUAGGCCGAGCGGGGAGAGAGAGGCAGGCGUACGCUUCCCCUUAUAGCAGAGAGAGAGAGAGAGACGGAUCGACCCCUCUCCCGCUUAGAAAGGAACCUUUCGGGGAAGAAUCAGGCCGGCUUCCCCUUUGAAAACCUCGGUUGACACGCUGCAAGCACCCUCCCUCCCCGAAGAAGACAGGCGAAGAAACCGUCCUUUCCCUCUUUUAGGGUCGUCCUACUGCUCCCCUGGGGGUUGCUGGCUUUUUCUCUUCCCCUCUCUCCCCCCCCCACUCCCUCCCCUCAAGAUGCCGCUGCUCCUUCUGCCUGCCCUUCUGUAGCCUGAGCCCCAACGCAACUUGCCGGGUGAGGCUCAGACAGGGACCGCGCCGGUACCAUGGAGCGUCGAGGGGAGCCUGCUCUCCAGCUCCAGCAGAACCUGGAAUUCACCGUGGAGAAUGUAGAAAAGGCACUCCACCAACUGUAUUAUGACCCCAACAUAGAAAACAAGAACUUGGCUCAGAAAUGGCUGAUGCAAGCUCAGGUGUCCCCACAAGCCUGGCACUUCAGUUGGUUGCUUCUUGAGAUGGACAAGGUGCCUGAGAUCCAGUACUUUGGGGCCAGUGCCCUCCACAUCAAGAUUUCCCGCUACUGGAAUGACAUCCCAGCUGAUCAGUAUGAGAGUCUCAAGUCACAGCUCUUCAGCCACAUAACUUGUUUUGCCAGCGGUUCUAAGAUUGUGUUGACCCGGCUCUGUGUGGCACUGGCUUCAUUAGCAUUAAACAUGAUGCCAGAAGCCUGGCCAUGUGCUGUUGCUGACAUGGUACGCAUGUUCCAGGCAGAGGACUCUAACAUAGAUGGGCGAGCACGUUGCCUUGCGCUCCUGGAGCUACUGACUGUUCUGCCUGAGGAGUUCCAAACCAGCCGCUUGCCUCAAUACCGUAAGGGGCAGGUUCGUAGUGUCUUGGCCCAGGAGUGCAGUUCCGUGUUCCCACUUCUAGAGCAAUUGCUGCAGCAGCAGGACUCUCCUAGCUUUAUUAAGCAGAAGGUGCUGAAGUGCUUCUCCAGCUGGGUGCAACUGGAAAUUCCUCUGAUGGAAUGUGAGAGCUUGAUCCAGGCAGCUUUCACUUCCCUGCAUGAUCCAGAACUCUUUGAUACAGCUGUGGAGGCCAUAGUUAAUGCCAUUUCUCAGCCUGAUGCUCAGAGGUAUGUGAAUACGCUUCUGAAGCUCAUUCAGCCUGUAUUGGAACUACAGGAACAGCUACGUCAAGCAGUCCAGAGCAGAGAUAUGGAGACAUCUCAUGGGAUAUGCCGUAUUGCUGUGGCCCUUGGAGAGAAUCAUUCCCGAGCCCUCUUGGAGCAGGUAGACCACUGGCAGAGCUUCCUGGCGCUGGUCAACAUGAUAAUGUUCUGCACUGGGAUCCCAGGACAUUAUCCUGUGAAUGAGACAACAAGCUCACUUACCCUCACUUUCUGGUAUACGCUACAGGAUGACAUCCUCUCUUUUGAUCCAGAAAAACAGGCCAUGUACCAGCAGGUAUAUCGUCCAGUCUAUUUCCAACUGGUGGAUGUGCUUCUACACAAAGCUCAGUUUCCCUCUGAUGAAGAGUACAACUGCUGGUCCUCGGAUGAAAAGGAGCAGUUUCGGAUAUAUCGAGUGGACAUCUCAGAUACCUUGAUGUAUGUGUAUGAAAUGCUGGGAGCAGAGCUGCUGAGCAGCUUAUAUGACAAGCUGGGUCGCCUCUUGACCAACACAGAGCAGCCGUCCUCCUGGCAGCACACAGAGGCUUUACUUUAUGGGUUCCAAUCCAUCGCAGAGACCAUAGAUGUCAACUACUCAGAUGUGGUGCCUGGCCUUAUUGGUCUUAUCCCUCACAUCAGCAUCCGUAAUGUGCAGCUUGCAGACACAGUCAUGUUCACCAUCGGGGCCCUCUCAGAAUGGCUGUCUGACCACCCUGUAAUGAUCAACAAUGUCCUGCCCCUAGUGUUGCAGGCUCUGGGCAAUCCAGAGUUAUCUAUCUCUAGUGUCUCCACCCUCAAGAAGAUCUGCCGUGAAUGCAAACAUGACUUGCCGCCCUAUGCUGCCAACAUUGUCGCUGUCUCUCAGGAUGUGCUAAUGAAGCAGAUUCAUAAGACAAGCCAAUGCAUGUGGCUGAUGCAAGCAUUGGGUUUCUUACUCUCUGCCCUCCAAGUAGAAGAGAUUUUGAAGAACCUGCAUUCGCUUAUUAGUCCAUACAUCCAGCAACUGGAGAAGCUAGCUGAUGAAACGCCAAACCCAUCCAACAAGUUGGCCAUCAUCCACAUCUUGGGCCUCCUCUCCAAUCUGUUCACCACAUUGGACAUCAGUCAUCAUGAUGAUGAUCAUGAGAGCACAGAGGUCAAGAAGCUGCCAGUGCCACAGGGUCCCAAUCCGGUAGUGGUGGUGCUGCAGCAAGUCUUCCAGCUCAUCCAGAAAGUGCUCAGCAAAUGGUUGAACGAUGCCCAGGUUGUGGAGUCUGUGUGCUCCAUCUUUGAAAAGUCUGUGAAGACACUCCUGGAUGACUUUGCACCUAUGGUGCCUCAGCUGUGUGAGAUGCUGGGCCAGAUGUACAGCACCAUUCCUCAAGCAUCUGCUAUUGACCUCACCCGGCAGCUGGUUCACAUCUUUGCUCAUGAGCCUGUCCACUUCCCACCCAUCAAGGCGCUCUUUCUGCUCGUCACAUCAGUUACACUAACCCUCUUUCAGCAAGGGCCCAGGGAUCAUCCUGAUAUUGUUGAUUCAUUUAUGCAACUCCUGGCACAGGCACUGAAAAGGAAACCUGACUUGUUCCUGUGUAGCAGCCUGGAUGUCAAAGCAGUGUUUCACUGUGGCGUGAUCUCCUUGAAAUUCCCUGAAGCUCCCACUGUCAAAUCUGCCUGUGGCUUUUUUACUGAGUUGCUGCCACGUUGUGGGGAGAUUCCACCUGUGGGACAAGUGGUACACGAGAAUGGCAAAAUGUUGCUGCAGGCUGUGCUUGAGGGUGUAGGUGGCCAAGCCUCACGCAAUUUGAUGGAUCACUUCGCUGAAAUCCUCUUUGCUCUCAACAAGCACUGUUUCACUUACCUAAGCAUCUGGAUCAAGGAAGUGAUGCAGCAGGAUGGUUUUCCAUCAGCGCGUGUCAGCCCUGAGCAGAAGGAGAUCUUCAGCCAGCAAAUUCUUAGCAGAGAACGUGUGAACAAACGUCGUGUGAAGGAGAUGGUUAAGGAAUUCACACUGCUUUGUCGGGGACUGCAUGGUACUGAAUAUACAGCAGACUACUGAGUGACCAUGAAGCAACAAACUGGAGCACAAAGAGGUCUGCUGACUACCACUGCCCUACGCUACUACUGAAACAGCCCAGAAGAUGGUAACUUCAACUAAUCUGCUAAAGCUGCUCCUCUCAAAAAUGGGCUGUUUCUUUGUUUCUCCCGCAUGUUCAGAGGCAGCAGGCUGCAAGGACGUAGAGCAGAGCCUGGAGCUGAGAACUGUCCCUCCCCAUGCAGGACUAGUGCAAUGAUUGCCCCUUGCCUCCAUGGGACACUGCUGUAGACAUGUCUGUGGUAUUGUGUGUUCCUAAAGAGUCUGCCCUUGCCCUACAUGAGGCAGCUUGUAUUUGACUGAAGUAGAAGGCCCUGCAGCCUUGAAUUAUAUUAAGACUAUUUCUAAGUUGUAGUGGUUGCUGAAUUAGGGGUACAGGGCUUAAUCUGGAAGGAGGUAUGGGCAUGGGAGGGAUGAAGUGGCAGCAUUUCUGUCUGCCCUAUCUUAAUGGGGGCAGUAAAUAGCACUAUGAUGUCCUUUUAAGAAAAGAUGAGAAAUUCAAGUUCUGCAGCAAGGUAGCAGAUAGGAGGCAAAGACAAUUUCUGAGAAACAAGUAUCUUGCUCAUGCUUGGAGUGCCAGCCUAAUGAGAGGUGUUGCUUUACCUCUUCACCUGUUGUAUUUUGUAGGUGCAUCCUAGUCACACUGUACUCCACUAGUCCCAUCAAAGCUGUCAAAAUGUAAGCAAAAGUUGCAAAGGUCUGCCAUGGAUGAUUUGCAGCUGCCUUCAUAGAAUCUGCUGAAGGAUGAUUCUAAUUUUCUUUCUAGCUUAAGAAGAUGUAGCUACUGAUGGGGUGGAGAUGAAUUACAAAGAGGAAGAAAUCAUUUAUUUAUAGGGAACAUUUCUACAUAUGGUGUCACAGUGCUUAGGACUGAUAAGAGCAGAGCCAGUUUGCAACUCAGAUGCAGACCAGAUACAAUAGCAGUCCUUCCCCAACAUACAAAUAGGCAUCUAACUCAAGUUUGCUUUUAUAACAUGCUGUUUAUUAUCCACAUCCAGAUAGGGGGAAAGUAACUUAUGAGUACCUUGGUGUACUGUGAACUCUAGUAAUCACCCAUUUUUGUUGUUAAUGAGAAUGUACCAAAUUCAUCACCAAAUUACUUAAAAACCCAAUGUCUAAAUACCAAUAUAAUUAGUGCUAGAGA